AUGUCCGAUCAUAUCACACCACAGUUGAGGGAUGAUGUUCUUGAAAGGCUACGCGCGGUGACUUUGACACGCAACUUUAAAAAAACGCCGGAAGAAAUCGAGCGGUUGAUUUUGGAAAAGGCCCGCGGGGUGAAGAAAACCUAUUUGGACUUGUUGUCCAGGGUUCUGAAUCCGACUGUAGUCGGUGCGGCUGCUGCAGGUUCGCAUAAUGCGUCUCCUUCGCCAGUAACACAGUCCAUCCCCGUAGGGGCUGUGGGUCCUCAUGCGCAGGUGACCGGAGUUCAGAUGCAACGUUCAGGUGCCGCAACCACCCAGCCCCAACAACCGCGUAUCCAACACCCUAUACCCGGCGGUAUCUCCAUCGCUGGUCCAGGUAUUAUGCAGCAAAGUCCUGCCACAAUCCCGCGUCCUCGAAUGCACUCAAUGGUUGGCCAGCCGAAUCAGUCACAACCAACGCAGCAACAUCAACAGCAGGCAUACCACCCACCUGGGGUUCAGCCCAUGCAGCCUACCCAAACACUUUCGGUUGUUGCUCCUGCUAGCCGUGCUGUUUCCUCGGCCCCAAACCUCGGCGCACAGGGUAUGUCUAUCUCUUCACAAGGGCAGCAGCCACUUGUUGUUUAUCAGCAAGCGAAUGCAUCUGGUGGAGUGAUCGGAGACAAAUCGGUGCUCAUACGACCAAUAUCUAGUCAGACAUGUUUCCUAAUCCUCCCUGUGGUUGUAGCUGCCGCAGUUUCGUUCACGGAUGAUUUGGCGGGAGGGGGCGGUACUGGCACACCUGGCCCGGUCUUGAUUAGAACCACGAGCAACAAUUCGCUUCCAACCAUCGUACAAUCAGAUGAAUCAGCAGUUCCUUCGGUUUCUGUGGCCAAUGUACCAAUUGCUGGAAAGUCGGUCAUUACGGUUUUACCUACGGGACAAGCAAAAGUGGUACGCCCAAACCUUCAGCCAACUCCACAGAAAUCUGCUUCAACUCAACAGUCGAAGUCUUUAUUGCCAUCCACAGUGGCCUCUCAGUCCGCUCCGAAUGUCGCAGCCCUGGCGUCUAGGAGCCAUUCCUCCGACCGGUCGAAUGGUCAGCGUAUCGAUGGAAGCAGUGGUCGAGGUGGUUCGGCGACAUCGAAACCAGCACAGGAGGUACAUUCACCUGAAGUCCAAGCUCAAAUUAUCAAUCGCCUAACGGCCAUGGCAGCUAGGUACCUGCCAGCUGUACGUCAGGGGAUUCAGAUGGCUUCCGCUCAACCUGAAACGCAACCGUACGUACGCAAAUACAUCAAACUGCGUGAUAUACUGGAAAAUCCCGAGGCAAACCUAAAUGUAAUACGGCUGGCGCAAGUGCAACCGAUCGAACGGUUGUUGGACGAGAUCGAACGGAAUCCAAUGCACCUGGCACAACAACAACAACAACAUCCAUCACAGCAGCAGCAACAACAACAGCCGAAACACGCUGCUGCCGUGGCCGCCGCGGCCUCUGUAGCUGCUGCAGCCGCAGCUAGCACUUCCAACUUGCAACAUAAAGCUGCGGUAUCCGAUAGCGUUAGGAAAUCUGUUCCGAUGCAACUGCUUUCACGUCAAGGAACCUUGACGGCAGAUCAGGGACGGCAACAACAACAGCAGCAACAGAGAGCCGCGCCUGGUGUGCAGCCCCAACAAGGUUCGACUGAACAACCACAGAAUCGUUUCAGAGGCAGCCCAACUAGCAUGUCUGACGCACAUCUCGCCCGAAAUCCCAGCCAAGCUUCCCCAAACAGCCGUGCGUUGUUUGUCUCCACAAGUCCGGAUGUCGGUGCACCAUCUACCCAAAAUGCGUCCAGUUUGCAGACGGCCUCUCAACUCGGUACAUUUCCAGCAGAACCUAGUGGGACGCGACCAGCACCUGCCGCCGUUAUCCCGGACGGACAGAUUGCACGAACUGGUCAUGGUGUUGGGCCGUUUAGUUCCCAGCCUCGGACGUCGGGAAUGGGACUGGGUGGUUUUCAGACUAGUCUGCAAAUGUUAGCCACAGAAUUGCAAAAGAUCGCCGAGCGAGCCACACAAGACUCCAGUUACGGUCGCCGCGUUUGUCGUGCAAUAAAUGAGAUUUCUCAAGAAACCAAACAGUUUCGCGAGACUUUUGGCCUGCUGCUACCACAAGAUAUCUGUCCACAAGACAUAUCCAAGUCAUCGAAAGAUGAGCCGUCUGAUAAGCCGAGUGAUACUGAACUUCUGCCUGUUAGGCCAUGUAGUCGAAAGCGCGAAAGGGCGCUUUCAGAAGUGGAAAAUGACAAAAAAGAAGAGGAAUCAGAUAACUGGCAGUGUCCUGAAGGAUCCGGUAAAGUAACCGACAAAACUAACGAGCCGCAGGGUAAAAAGAUAUGUCUUGGUACACAAGCAUCCAGUGGCCAGUGCGAGCCACCCGCUCCGGGCCAGCUUUUGGAGCACCAAAAACUACAAACACUUCCGCUUUGGUCACGACAUUUUUCCAUAUGUGAAGAGUUCCUCGAAACUAGGACGAUUCUCUUUAUGUUGGUCGACAUUCCAAGGACGUUUUAUACCCCAGCACACUUUGUGUCAACUCUGUGCUUCUACCGUUUUUUCAUUAUUCCAGCAUUCCUCUUCACUCGGUCCAUAAUCCCUUACGAUCCGGAAUCCGACCCAUUGGAUAAAUUUAGUACAGAUCAAAUUGAACGCCUUAAUCCGCGGAUUCUUUGCGAGAUUCAACGCAUUCGUGAAUUUCACAUUCGGGUCGAGGCAAAUCCCGACCCACCCGCUAUUGAUGACAUGGAGACUUAUGCUACUUGUAUGGAUGCUGGCGAAUGGAAUACGAGUUGCCACCUGAAGCUUACUCAGGAUGAUGAAAAUCUAGCUUACUUGCCGUGUGCUCCACCGGCCCUUAUGGUUCGGUUAGCCCCGGACUACCUGAAAGCUGGUCAUUUGAACUGGUUCUACCAACGCCGAUCCCAACUGUCUACGAGCAACAGUUGUUCCUCCUCCCCCCAAUACUCGCCAAAAGAACGCGAGCACUUUCUGGAUUUGUGCUACGCAGAACUUGACCGAACCGUUGAACAACAGUUGCGCCGGGUUACGCACUAUCGUCUCAGUUUAUAUUUGGUUGCUAAGUCCUGGAUGGACUGUAUCUGCGCUGCGAUGGCGCGUUUUGUCAAGUUGGAUCAGAACGUUUUCCUGGCAGCUUAGGCUUGUGUGAAUAGGAUCUUCUUCAAACUUCCCUUUGUUCAUUUCUUU
Opisthorchis viverrini is the source of this 3222-nucleotide messenger RNA. RefSeq lists its product as hypothetical. The coding region runs from base 1 to 3174 and encodes 1057 amino acids. The transcript is spliced from 13 exons. The record is from RefSeq and is a predicted model, not a curated record. Lineage: Eukaryota; Metazoa; Platyhelminthes; Trematoda; Opisthorchiida; Opisthorchiidae.